AUGACUUCCAAGACCGCCAAAGAUAUAAUUAUUGGCAAGUGGGGCUUGAAGUCGGGUAGCUCCAGACCCGAGAAUGAGCUCGAGAAGUAUAAGCAGGAGAACGCAGCCCUGAGAAAAUCGCUGGAGGAAUUCGUGAAAGGGAAAAGCAAAAUGGCUGAUCCGGAAAGGAACGGGCUCCUGGAGAAAAUACUUUCCCUUGAAAAACAAAAAGAAAAACACAACCAUCUUCUUGGAGAGAAGGACAAAGAAAUCCAAAAUCUGAAAGACAAGCUUAGAUCCAAAAACAAGAAUAGUGAAGUCUCCUUGUUACAAAGUCAACUAGAGGAAAAAACAAAGGAAGCAGAAAGGAGAGAACACUUGCUUCGUUCUCUAUCAGAAGAAAUGAACCAGUUAAAAUGUAAUUUAUCCACUGUUACUGCAAAAUGUUCUGAGCUUGAAAACAGAGCUGGUACUUCUCAGGCAUCCCAGGAAGCUGUAACAAACAGCACUGGAUCACUGACUAAUCUUUAUGAAGUUGAAAAACAACUGAAAGAUGCUCUUGAGAAAAACCAACAGUGGCUACUGUAUGACCAGCAACGUGAAGCAUAUGUCAGGGGACUGCUUGGAAGGAUCUUUGAACUUGAACAGAAGUCAGAAAUAGUUAGCCAACAAGAAUCUAAAGAAUUCAAUUCAGAAGGUCAUCUACAAGAGGAAAAGCAAAAAUAUUAUGACCAGCUGUUACUAACUGCUAAGAGUGAUCUUGAGACUGAAAGACGCACUAUAACCCAGCUGAGAGCUGAACUUAAUGAAUUCAAAAAGAAGUAUGAAGAAACACAACGAGAAAUAACGAGUUUAAAUGCCUCAUUGCAGUCACAACAGGUUGCUGAAAUGCAGACUCUAGAAAAUGAAAAUAAAAUGAAAGGAGAGAAAGUGCAGAGACUAAAACAAGAAAAUGAAACUAUUAAAGGACAGCUCAGAGAAGAAAAGAAAAAGUCUGAAGAUCUCUUAUGUCAGGUGCAACUUCUUCGUAAAUCACUGCUCAAACAGCAGGAGGAACACACUAGGAUAGCUUUGUUGGAACAACAGAUCCAGAUAUGCACCACAGACUUUGAGAAUGAAAAGCUUGAUCGCCAGAAGUUGCAGUAUCAGUUAAACAAAGUCCUUAAGGAACUGCGCAAGGCCAGGGAGCAAAUAACCCGUCUGGAACCUCUGAAGCUCCAGGAAUCUGGACGUGUGGAGCCACAAGAAGAUUUGCAAGCUGCAUUUGAAGAGAAGCUGACCACGUACGACAGAAGUCCUUCCCUGAAACAUUCCAGCCUUCUCGAUGAAAGCUUUCUCGAGUGUCCCAGAUGUAAAGUACAGUAUCCAACAAGCCAGCAUAGAGAAUUACUAGCACAUAUUGACUUUUGUACAGCUUGA
Pygoscelis adeliae (Adelie penguin) is the source of this 1398-nucleotide messenger RNA. It is a transcript of the gene CEP55, whose product is annotated as centrosomal protein 55kDa. The record is from RefSeq and is a predicted model, not a curated record. The coding region runs from base 1 to 1398 and encodes 465 amino acids. NCBI's taxonomy places the organism in Eukaryota, Metazoa, Chordata, Aves, Sphenisciformes, Spheniscidae. The transcript has 8 exons. Gene Ontology annotation, biological process: regulation of phosphatidylinositol 3-kinase/protein kinase B signal transduction; mitotic cytokinesis.